Messenger RNA from Funneliformis mosseae, 471 nucleotides. NCBI's taxonomy places the organism in Eukaryota, Fungi, Glomeromycota, Glomeromycetes, Glomerales, Glomeraceae. The record is from the annotation of a GenBank genome assembly.
AUGAAAAGAUCCCAUCGUGUUGAUGCAAGAAAUAAAAGAAAUAAAGGAAAUAAAAAUUUUAUAGAAGAUCUCAUAGAAAACAAGAGUAAUCCCAUCAAUUCCAUAAUUCCUUCAAAGUCCUCUCUUCCAAAAAGUGCUUAUCUUCAAGGUCAACUUUACGUACCGAAUCACAACAAUCCUUUUAGUUCAGAUUCACCUUGGCAGAUACUUGCAAUAUUGGUAUUAGUUUGGACCAUAUUUUUAUUAUUGAUAGUUUUCAUAUUUAUAAUUAAGAAAACGGUAUUUGCAGAUUUGAAUUUACCGUUCGGAAGAAAUAGACAUCAACGCGUUCGUGGGACAGAUGAUGACAAUGAGUGGAUGUCUGCUUCAUUCAGUGACGAUAAUCAUGAAGCUGAUGAAAAUGAAGUUCCGCUAUCGACGAAUAUGUCACGUGAUGAUAAUGAUCUUAUUAUCACCAACGUAAUCGAUUGA